This is a messenger RNA of Psammomys obesus (fat sand rat), 1018 nucleotides long. Its product is annotated as acidic leucine-rich nuclear phosphoprotein 32 family member A-like. The transcript has a single exon. Gene Ontology annotation, molecular function: histone binding. Gene Ontology annotation, cellular component: nucleus; perinuclear region of cytoplasm. The record is from RefSeq and is a predicted model, not a curated record. Gene Ontology annotation, biological process: regulation of apoptotic process; nucleocytoplasmic transport. NCBI's taxonomy places the organism in Eukaryota, Metazoa, Chordata, Mammalia, Rodentia, Muridae. Bases 125 to 757 code for a protein of 210 amino acids.
AACCGAGCGGAGCUGGUUGAGCCUCCAAAGUCCUAAAACGCGCGGCCGUGGGUUCGGGGUUUAUUGAUUGAAUUCCGCUGGCGCAGGGUCCUCUGCAGAGAGAGAAAAAGAGAGAGCGCGAGAGAUGGAUAUGGACAAAUGGAUUUAUUUAGAGCUGCGGAACAGGACGCCCUCUGAUGUGAAAGAACUCGUCCUGGAUAACUGUCGGUCAAUUGAAGGCAAAAUCAAAGGCCUCACAGAUGAAUUUGAAGAACUGGAAUUGUUAAGUACAAUCAACGUAGGCCUCACCUCCAUUUCGAACUUACCAAAGUUAAACAAACUCAAGAAGCUUGAAUUAAGCAAUAACAGAAUCUCAGGGGACCUGGAAGUAUUGGCAGAAAAAUGUCCAAACCUUAAUCAUCUAAAUUUAAGUGGCAACAAAAUAAAAGACCUCAGCACAAUAGAGCCACUGAAGAAGUUAGAGAAUCUCAAGAGCCUAGACCUGUUUAACUGUGAGGUGACCAACCUGAAUGACUACCGAGAAAAUGUGUUCAAGCUCCUGCCCCAGGUCAUGUACCUCGAUGGCUAUGACAGGGACAACAAGGAGGUCCCUGACUCUGAUGUUGAGGGCUACGUGGAGGAUGACGAUGAGGAAGAUGAAGAUGAGGAGGAGUAUGAUGAAUAUGCCCAGCUAGUGGAAGAUGAGGAGGAAGAGGAUGAGGAAGAAGAAGGGGAGGAAGAUGUGAGUGGAGAGGAGGAGGACGAUGAAGAAGGUUAAAACGACGGGGAAGUGGAAGAUGAGGAAGACGAAGAGGAGGCUGGUGAAGAAGAAAGGAGUCAGAAGCGAAAACGAGAACCCGAAGAUGAGGGUGAAGAGGAUGACUAAGGGGAAUUAACCUGUUUGGGAAAAUUCCUAUCGUGAUUUGACUGUUUUUACCCAUAUCCCCUCCCCCCUCCUAUUCCUGCCCCCCAAAACUUAUUUUUUUCUGAUUGUAACGUUGCUGUGGGAAUGAGAGGGGAAAAGUGUACUGGGGGUUGC